Molecule: messenger RNA, 2798 nt
Organism: Electrophorus electricus (electric eel)
Lineage: Eukaryota; Metazoa; Chordata; Actinopteri; Gymnotiformes; Gymnotidae
Product: interferon-induced protein 44-like
Biological process (GO): immune response
Source: RefSeq, a predicted model, not a curated record
CUGCUUUAGUUUCGGUUUCCCGACAAGCCAGUCUCGAGUGUGCUUUGUCCAAAAACUAGCCACCUAACUUUCCCCGGCGGAUGAAAUGGCGUCUGUCGUCUCAUCACUAAACGACGAGAGAGAAAAGAGAUUGCGGGAUUUUUUCUCCAAACCCGUGCGCUUGCAUCUCCUCUACACGAGCAGUGUGCACAGAGCCGACGUGCCGACGCUGCUCUCCAAGUUCGACGGCGGAGCGUACAUCCUCGCGCUGUUCCUACCGUCCGGCUCGGUCAGGGGGGGCUACACGACCAAGUCCCUGAAUUACCGGAACGAGUACGCGGACGAGCACGCGUUCGUGUUCGAAAUAAACGAGGACGCCGCGAGGCGCUUUCGCGUGCUGGACGCCGCCAAAGCGGUGGCGAUCGGCAGCGCCCCGGGCAUCUCCGCGUCGCGAGACACCGUGCAGUUCGGGAGCUGCUUGCACAUCCACUCGGAGAAGCUCCGGUGGUGCGCGAACUUCGGCGCGGACGCGACCUACGGUACCGGGUGGUGCGAGGAAAAGCAACUCGCCGUGCACGUGGAGCUGCACCGCGUUCAAGAACUGGAAGAUGUCCUGGCCAUCCCUUGGAGAGAAGUGGACUGGACGGAGAAAACCAGGGAUGACCUCAGGAAGCAGCUCGUCUCUUGCGAGCUGAAGCUGGAGUCGCUGUCGCGCGUGAAGGCUCUGCUCCUGGGCCCAGUGGGUUCUGGGAAGUCCAGCCUGGUCAACUCCAUCCGCUCCACCAUGUACGGGCGCACCGUGCACCUGCCCAUCAUCGGCAGCGCAGAGACCGCCUUCACCCAAAAGCUGACGUCGUAUGACAUCCGGGCCAAGAAGCGAGGCCGCCCCACUGCUCUGAGUCUGUGCGACGCGAUGGGGGUAGGGGAGGAAGGCUCUAAAGAUCUCACCCUGUCCGACGCCCUCGCCGUCGUCCGAGGCCACGUUCCAGAAGGAUACAAGUUCCAGAGCGAAGCUCCAAUCACUGACGUGACGAGCGGUUACAGGGCCGAGCCCUCCCUGAACGACCGGGUCCACUGCGUCCUCUUCGUCCUCGAUGCCUCCAAGGUGGAGUCGUACCCCGAAAGCCUUUGCUCCGCCCUCCGGGAACUCCGCACCGCUGUCUCUGACCUGGGUGUGCCUCAGUUGAUUUUGCUGACUCACGUAGACCAGGUGUGCCCUAUAGCCAAGGAAGACGUGAAGUACGUCUACUCCAGCCGAUCUCUGCAGGAAAAGAUGCAGACCGCAGCAGAGCUGGUGGGGCUGCCGUUGUCUUUCGUGUUUCCGGUGAAGAACUACAUUUCCCAGCUGUCAGUGGAGUGCAACGCUGACAUCCUGCUUCUCAGUGUAGUCAACAGCGUCCUACAGGCUGUGGACGACGCCCUCGAAGACCACUUCCCUGGUCCCAUCAUGGAGUUUCCCAGUGAAGACCCUGUACCCCACAUCGAAGAGCAGCAUAGUGAUGGAUUUAUGUAUGCCCGAGAUGACCUCAUGAGGGGCGUGGUGUCCUUCCAAGCCCUGGACAAAGACUUGCCACGUAUCCGGGUCCUGCUGCUCGGUCCGGCGGGAGCGGGAAAAUCCAGCUUUGUGGUCUCCGCACGCUCUAUCAUGUACAACCGUGUCGUUCACCUGCCCAUCAUAGGCAAAGCGGCAGGUGGAUUCACCAAGAGAUUUGUCCAGCCAAAAAAUGCCCGAGAUGACCUCAUGAGGGGCGUGGUGUCCUUCCAAGCCCUGGACAAAGACUUGCCACGUAUCCGGGUCCUGCUGCUCGGUCCGGCGGGAGCGGGAAAAUCCAGCUUUGUGGUCUCCGCACGCUCUAUCAUGUACAACCGUGUCGUUCACCUGCCCAUCAUAGGCAAAGCGGCAGGUGGAUUCACCAAGAGACUGAUGUCGUACGAGAUCCGGGCGGAGAAAGGAGGCUGCCCCACGGCUCUGAGCUUGUGUGACGCAAUGUCUGUAGGAGACGGGUGCUCGGUCGGUCUCUGCCUUAGUGAUGCCCUCGCUGUCGUUAAAGGCCACGUUCCAGAGGGAUACAAGUUCCAGAGUGAAGCUCCCAUCAGUGACAAGGUGAAAGGCUACAGGGCUGCGCCCUCCCUGAAGGAGCAGGUCCACUGCAUCCUCUUCGUGCUCAGUGCCUCCGAGGUGGGGUCGUACCCCGACAGCCUGGGCUCCGCCCUCCGGGAGCUCCACUGCGAGGUCUCGGACCUGUGUGUUCCUCAGUUGAUUCUGCUGACUCAUAUAGACGAGGUGUGCCACGCGGUACACGAGGACGUGAAGUACGUCUACUCCAGCCGGACUCUGCAGGAGACGAUCGAGAAGGCCGCCGAGCUGGUUCAGAUGCCGGUGUCCUCCGUCAUGCCUGUGAAGAACUACACCUCGGAGCAUUCCGUGACCUGCAACGUGGACAUCCUGCUCCUGGAUGCCAUCCGUCACAUCCUAAACGCCGUUGACGACAUGCUAGAGGACCAGUUCCCAGCAGCCAACGAGACGUUUAAAGUGGAACCAUUAAAACCACUGUAAGAGCCCCCCUGCGCUCUCAUGUGAGACCUCUUCAGGUGUCCCAAAGAUGAGAAUCCCUCGUAUUUUACAGAAAAAAAGUCUAAACGUUUGUUCCUACUGUUACUCAGAGGCACUGUGACAGGGCUUUGACGAGGUUCCUCACUGUAGCUAGAUUACUGUAUGCCUUAACAGUAUGUGUUAUCGUAUGCGUCUUUCUGUAACAGUUUCGAUAUUAGCAUAUUAGCUUCUCAUAUUUGUGAACAUGAAAGUCCAUUAAAUUAAA